Daucus carota subsp. sativus is the source of this 1594-nucleotide messenger RNA. Its product is annotated as transcription factor MYBS3-like. Gene Ontology annotation, biological process: response to gibberellin; response to ethylene. Gene Ontology annotation, molecular function: DNA binding. The record is from RefSeq and is a predicted model, not a curated record. The coding region runs from base 380 to 1453 and encodes 357 amino acids. The transcript is spliced from 3 exons. NCBI's taxonomy places the organism in Eukaryota, Viridiplantae, Streptophyta, Magnoliopsida, Apiales, Apiaceae.
AUAAUGAUGAUGAUUAAGAAACCAGUGAGAUAUGAGAAGAAUAAAGGAGAAGUAGUAGAUAAGAAGUGAAAAGAGAAGUUUUCUUUCCCAUCUCCUAGAAAAUAGAAAUUAUAUUUCGACGAAAUUAUCACAACGCAGCACAAACACAACUUCCCCUCUUCUCUCUCCUUGAUUUUUUUUCUCAUCCACAAACUCAUCUCCCCUCUUUACACUUUCUUACGUAAUCUAUAUACACAACUCUCUCUCUCUCUCAUCAUUUAUAUUUAUCUAUCUCCAACUAGUAAUUUCAUUGUUUCCUCUUUGUAUAUUUUGUUAUUGUUAUCUUAUUGGUGGUUUGAUUUAACUGAGUUGUGGAACAGCCCGAGUUAGCAUCGCCCAGAUGACUCGGCGGUGCUCUCAUUGCAGCAACAACGGCCACAACUCUCGCACCUGUCCCACCAGGGCCGGCGGCUCCGGCGCCGGAGUGAGGCUUUUCGGGGUGAGGCUCACUGAUGGGUCGAUAAUCAAGAAGAGUGCGAGUAUGGGGAAUCUUUCGGCUCUGCACUAUCACUCAUCUUCUUCUGCUGCGGCUUCUCCUAACCCUCCGGCCUCUCCGUCUUCUGAUGCUCUUCGUGACCCGACCCAUGUGCCCGAGGAGUACUUGUCUGAUGACCCGGGUCAUGCUUCGUGCUCCACUAAUCGCCGCGUUGCGGAACGCAAAAAAGGCACUCCAUGGACAGAAGAGGAGCACCGGAUGUUUCUUCUUGGUCUCCAGAAGUUAGGGAAGGGAGACUGGCGUGGCAUAUCACGCAGUUUUGUUGUAUCGAGGACUCCUACACAAGUAGCAAGCCAUGCUCAAAAGUACUUCAUUCGACAGACCAAUGCUACUCGGAGAAAGAGAAGAUCCAGUCUUUUUGACAUGGUGACAGAAACACCAUCUGUGGCGGAAGAACAAUUUGUGCUACCUCCGCAAGCAAUAGAAACAGAUAACAACUCGAUGCCUUCUUUGAAUCUCUCUCUGAAGACGGAUUAUGAAACCAUUGAAGACACGCGCAUGGAAGAUUCUCAGGUAGAAAUGGUUAAAGAUUUCAAAGAAAGUGCUACACCUCAAGCCCAAACCGAAAUUCAACCUGUGAUUCCGACAUUUUACCCAGCUUAUCUCCCUGUUGCAUUUCCUUUGUGGCCAUCGAGUGUGUCUAUCUUUGAAGAAGGGAAAGGAACUGAAACCUCUCACCAUGAGGUCCUAAAGCCAAUUGCCGUGCUUCGCAAAGAGCCUGUUAAUGUGGAUGAACUAGUGGGCAUGUCCCAACUGAGUAUUGGAGAAACUGAAACAGGCCAUAUGGAGCCUUCAGCCCUCACCCUAAAGCUGCUAGGUGAACCAUCAAGGCAGUCGGCUUUUCAUCCGAGCACUCCAGUCUCUACUACUUCAGAUGUAAACAAGGGAAAUGGUAGUGGUGUAAUACAAGCAGUUUGAAUGAGGUUGACGCUAACUUCAUCUCUGGCUGCUAUGUGGUACUAAAUCUGUACAAAUGUUUUGUUUUAUCAUUAUGUUUUUAUGUGACUUCAAGACACAAAUGCUUGCUAGAUAGCAGAAUAUAAUGUAUAAUUUAAUCCA